AGUUGCACUUUUGGACACAACGUUUACAUCCUUAUCUUUUCAUGUUACUCUUUAAUAAACAGUACAGCUAGAGGCAGAAUGGUGCUAUAUUUUAGCUGCGGUUUGUUUCUGCUUACGUUACUUGUUCUGCCGGGCCUAUUGCUCGGGGACUUGGUAUUUUAUUGUCCGAAAUGCACUGCGGAGCGCCAAACUGCAUGUCCUAAGCUCGCCACCAACUGUACUGAGAUAGUCAGGGAGCCCGCCUGUGGCUGCUGUCCGGUGUGUGCCCGGUUAGAAGGUGAAUUCUGUGGCGUCUACACACCGAGGUGUUCCACAGGGCUGCGUUGUUAUCCCACUGUAGAUUCAAAAUUGCCCUUGGAGCAGCUGGUUCAGGGGUUAGGGCGAUGCUCACAAAAAGUGGACACAGUACCCAACCGCACUGAAGAGCACCGGGACACGAGUGGGGAGCUGCCGGGCACUGAGGGCCCCACUAUGAAGAAUCCGACCAAAGAUGUCAGGAUCUGGAUAUGGUCCAAAGAUAUGGCUCCAAAGCAGGCCCAGAACGAGCUCAAAACCAAGAUGAAGACCAACAACUGUCCCGAGGAACCUAAGACCCAGCAGCCCAUGAAGUGCCACAUGUCCACCCACGGUCAGCGGGGAGAGUGCUGGUGCGUUAACCCCUUCACGGGUGUCCAGAUCGCCCAGUCCACCAAGGUGCGGGGGGACCCCAACUGCAGCCAGUAUGUGGAGGAGCAGGAGAUGGAGACUGGAACACAGUCCACUGCCGUCCUGCAGAUGGCAGAGAUAUAACAGCACUUCACUCACACACAGAUACCCCCCCCACCCACAGUGGAACGGUCCAAAUUGACUGACAGCUGACAUAGUUGUCAUGUGCAUGGGUUUCUUGCAAUGUAGCUGUUACGUUCCCUGUCCCUUGCCCACUAAGAUGCAAAAGAAAGAUAAACUCGCCAAAGGUGCUUCAACAAAGUGCUGAGUAAAGGGUCUGAAUGAUUAUGUAAAUGUCAUAUUCCAGUUUGGUAUUUUUGAUACAUUAACUAAAAAUUCUAAAAAACUGUUUUUGCUUUGUCAUUAUGGUGUACUGUGUGUAGAUUGAUGAGGGGAAAAAACAAUUUAAUACAUUUUACAAUAAGGCUGUAAAGUAACAAAAUGUGGAAAAAGUCUCAUCCCUAUGGAACGAGUGCAACCAAAACAAUACUCAACUCCAACACAGCAAAACGUUUAGUCAAAAAAAAUUGUGAGCCCGGGCUACACACCGACCAAACACAAAACACAACCUAUUGACUGCCCACCAUUGAAAGUCAAUCAGCAAUCAAGUUGUCCUUACCAUGGACAUGUCUGAUUUCAAGGGGGAAACUCUUGCAAUAUUCGUAGCAACUUUCCUCUCGUGAUUUUCCUCAGUGGAAUGGCCUCAGGGAAACGAGUGGCAGCCACAUGAUGGCCAAGAGAAACUGUUAACCUUUCUUUGCUUUGGGCAAAGGACCAACAUAAUCCACCAGAACCCUGCUGAAACGGUUGUGAAAAGCAGAAACAGACUGCAAAUGUGCAACCAGUAACAGCUUGGGUCGGUGUACCCAUCAUCUGGCAAAUGCGAUGAUUUACAGUAAACCAUAACAUCCUGUUUCAGACCAGGACAGAUGAAGUUACGCAAAAUACAUUCAUACGUCUUGUUGAGCCCAAGACUAUGGGUCUUGUUGAGCACAAGACUAUGGGUCUUGUUGAGCCCAAGACUAUGGGUCUUGUUGAGCCCAAGACGGCCAUACUACCAUUGUGAGCCAACCUCAGUAUCUCUUGUCAAAGCGCAACUGGAACGACUUGAGACACACUUGGCCAAUUAGACCACCAUCUCUGUCAAAGUAACCCACAUGAACUUCAUCAAACUCCUCCUCUGGAUGUAUAUCAGCAAAAAAGAGGGAAAAGGGAAACCUUUUUACUCUGCUCAGCAAUCAAAUGCUUCCUAGUCAUCGAAGUAUCGCAUGUAGGUACCCUUUCUUCCUUCAGUGGUCCUACAAACUCGCUUACCUUUGACUUGCUACUUGCAACUUUCUUAGACAUAGUACGUGUAACGGCACAUGUUGGGGACAACCUAGGGUACUUUUCUGAUAACCCAUCAGGUUCCUCUACUCUGGGUUCCUUACAAAUGACAGGAUUUGGCACGACCUUCUCUCCAGCCAAAUCAUUUCCCAAAAUGAAUGAGACCCCCUUCACCGGUAGGCUAGGCUUCACUCCACCGACAACGGAAACAGAAAUAAGAUCAGACUCGAGUUCCAAGUUAUACAAAAUCACUUUCACUUUCCUUGUACUAACACAUUGUAACCAGUUGCUGAAGUGUCAGACAAAGGCAAAACACCCUCCUAGAUGAAGUACUGGGCCGGCCCAGUGUCUCACAGAUGCUUAACAGCAUCUCCACUCUGCAGAGACACAAACGCGUCUGAAACAAAGGGUUCAUACACACCUGAUCCAAAAUCUUGUUUAGGAGAUACACCAGUCCCAACCAGAGAAUUAAUGUGCUGGUGUGCUCCCACAAGAAGAAAUGGCUUUUUCUCUUUAUCAUUUUAUGUUUCACCUCAGGACACAGAGACAGUUUGUUCUUUCUAACGGCAGUAAUGACAAGCUGGUGGAUACGAAAAAACAGUUUUCUGCCGAUCUUUAUCUUUGUGUACUGUAGAAAUGAAUUAAAAUCUUGCAGUAUUA
Molecule: messenger RNA, 2691 nt
Organism: Oncorhynchus tshawytscha (Chinook salmon)
Lineage: Eukaryota; Metazoa; Chordata; Actinopteri; Salmoniformes; Salmonidae
Product: insulin-like growth factor-binding protein 2-B
Exons: 3
Coding region: 79-789 (236 amino acids)
Biological process (GO): regulation of insulin-like growth factor receptor signaling pathway
Cellular component (GO): extracellular region
Molecular function (GO): insulin-like growth factor II binding; insulin-like growth factor I binding
Source: RefSeq, a predicted model, not a curated record